ACAUUUUCUCUAGCUAUCUAUAUUAACAAAUUUAUCAAUUUUUUUAAAAAAACAUUAAUUAGUCCUAAGUUGAUAUGGAGAGGAAUGGUGAUGCUUCUGCCGCUACCGCUCCAAUCAUCUCUUCUUCUUCAUCUCCUCCACCACCGCGGGUAGUGCUCAGCCCAUGCGCUGCUUGCAAAAUCCUAAGGCGGCGUUGCGCUGAUAAAUGCGUUUUGGCACCGUACUUCCCUCCAACGGAUCCGGCCAAGUUCACUAUCGCCCACCGCGUCUUUGGAGCCAGCAACAUCAUUAAGUUCUUGCAGGAACUUCCAGAAUCACAAAGAGCUGAUGCGGUGAGAAGUAUGGUGUAUGAAGCAGAAGCAAGAAUAAGAGAUCCGGUGUAUGGAUGUGCGGGUGCCAUAUACCAUCUACAAAGACAAGUCAGUGAACUACAAGCACAGCUUGCGAAAGCUCAAGUGGAGAUGGUGAAUGUGCAACUUCAAAGAUCAAGUUUACUAGAGUUGAUUUACAACAUGGACCAAGUACAGAAACAAGAACAAGACAAUAUGUCCUUUGAGAGCAAUGAUUUGGGAUUCCUUGAAGACAACUCUAACACCAACUCAUCAAUGUUGUGGUGGGAUCCUCUUUGGACAUGAUCACGAUCGAUCACUACUAAGUUUUUUUGACGACUACACUUUAAAGCCCUCUCUAGUAACUUUACGCAUGCAGGGUUAGU
This is a messenger RNA of Capsella rubella, 715 nucleotides long. RefSeq names its product LOB domain-containing protein 1. The record is from RefSeq and is a predicted model, not a curated record. The transcript has 2 exons. The coding region runs from base 75 to 635 and encodes 186 amino acids. NCBI's taxonomy places the organism in Eukaryota, Viridiplantae, Streptophyta, Magnoliopsida, Brassicales, Brassicaceae.